Messenger RNA from Nilaparvata lugens (brown planthopper), 4402 nucleotides. RefSeq lists its product as uncharacterized. The record is from RefSeq and is a predicted model, not a curated record. The transcript is spliced from 15 exons. The coding region runs from base 110 to 2440 and encodes 776 amino acids. NCBI's taxonomy places the organism in Eukaryota, Metazoa, Arthropoda, Insecta, Hemiptera, Delphacidae.
UGUGGUGGAGGGGGGAGUACUGGCUCUGGCAAGGCAAGAGUGUUGGCGAGAAACUCGAUAUCGGCAGCGGCCCAGGUGCUAUUUUUGUUUCGGUGUGUUAAAUUUAGCCAUGGUUGCUGUGGCACUUGUACCCCAGCAAAUUUGGACCAGACUGACGGAAGGAUGGAGGAACAUGGCCGACUUGGCGGAUAGAAUAGACGACUUGAUCUGCAGUUUCGACGGGCUGGGAGAUACGACCAUGGACACCAUCGCUAUGUACAUGUUUGGCUGGAUGCUGUUCGGCCUCCUGGUGCUGGCUGUCGGCAAGUAUGUGUACGGGAGAGUCGCCGGCUUCCUGGCCGCCAGGGGCGGUAAGAGUGUAGAGGUCGCGGUGCCGCCGCCUCCGGUGGCCGCCAAGGGUACGGUAGUCGAGGGAGACGCCACCAAGACAGCAGCCGCGGUGGUCUCGGGCAGUGCCGCCCCCAAAUACGUGCCUCCGACGCCGCCUAUGAGGAAGCGGCUCGGGUCCAAGUCGGGCCGCCCGUCCGGCCCCGCCAAGCCAAAGAAGGCCUCCGCGCUGGUGCACCCGCCCCCCGCCGCCACCGGGCCGGACAGUGACAGUGUCAAGUGGGUCAACGAACUCUUCUCGUGGCUCUACUCCGAUCUGGUCAUCGUCAACGAGCUGCUCAACAUCUGGGUACACAGUCUCAACGAAUUCACCAAGCAGUCGGUGGCCGAGCAUGGUGUGGGAGUUGAGUUUGUUCGCGUAUUGGGCGAAACUCAGUCUCCUUCUCUGAGCAACGUGUUCUGUGAAUGUGCUCCAAACGAAGAUGUGGUGAGUGAGCCAACACUCAAAUUUAUAAAACUUUUACAAUCAACAUCAUUUUCAUUUUUAACUACUACAAUGUUGAAAAAUUUUAUCUAUUUUGUGGUAACUCAUCGUGAUUUUUUGCAGCUGUCUCCUUCCCAGAACACAUUCAUUCCAACAAAGACUGCCAGUAAACGUUUACUUGUAAAAAUAAUCAAGGCUACAGGAAUUGGACUGAAAGCAAAACCACUGGAACCAUUCUGUGUGGUGGAGCUCGAUGAUCCUCCUCAAAAGAAUCAAACCUCAGUGAAAAAGGAUACUGAAAAUCCGAAUUGGGAUGAACACUUUCUAUUUGAUGUUACAAAUUCUACAGCAGAGAUUUUAUUGGAGGUGUACGAUAAGUCACCGGUGGGGAAAGGCGAGAAUAAGUUCCUCGGAUUGGGAAUCGUCGGCAUGGACGAGCUAGUCGUAAAUCCCAGUCAAAGGCAAACGAUAUCACUGCAGAGCAGACCUUACUUCCAAGAUGAUGUCACUGGCACAUUAACUGUAGAGUUUCUACUGAUUGAAGGAGCCGAGAUUCCAGUGAUGGGAGACCGGCCUUACAAACUGAAAGAAACUCUUCGCUCAGUGUCUCCGUCUGGAGCCACCAUUACGACUGUUAAGACCGUAUUCACAAAGCAAAAUUCAGAAGCGCUCACAAAUGGUGGUGGAGAUGUGACGGAUUCAGCGUUAAGAGAGCUAGAACGAAAUAAGCAGAGUGGAAUGUCGACGCCGGCCAGUAAAAGCACGCUAAUUAUUCACAGUGUGCAAAGACAGCCACAACAACGACAACUCUUGAAGGUUGAACAGACAGAGACGGGUAACUGGCUUGAAGUAACAGAUAAGAAGGCUGGUUUCAAGGAUAUGCCAGGACAGAUACCAACCACCAUUCAACAAAGUUACCAGCAGUCCGCUCCAUAUAAUCCUCAACAGCAAUCUCCAUUGAAUGAAACACUGGAUGAGAGAGGAAGAAGUAGAAAGAAAAAGCGCGAUUUCUUUGGAACUAUAAAACGACGCCUGAAUCGUUCGAAGGUGCGAUCGAAAUCGAUGGAUCCGGGAGAGUCGGAUGAAUCCGGCCUGGAUCCUUUGAAUCGAUCCAUAUCAGCUGAUCGAGCCCGCGACCCAUCUGCCCAUUCGGCACAUUCUACAGGUAGCUAUUUGUCAGUGCCCAGCCUGCGGGAAGGCUCAGCUCGGUCAAGUCUCAGCGAGGCAUCAGGCAUCAGUGGCGCCUCGACACGCACCUACGUCAACGAAGCUUCCACACUGGUUCUCGAGUCUGUCGAGAAUGGAGUUCUCAAAUAUUACCUGGUGCCUUUAUCGUUAGCACAAAGAGGUAAAUGGAAAAAGAAAGGAAUCAAGCUCCACAUAUUCAAUGAUCACACAUUCAUCGCCAAACAUCUUCCUGGAGGAACGCAAUGUCAGGUAUGCCGGAAAAUGCUGGCCAGGCGUUUAGGAAAGCAGGGCUAUGAGUGCAGAGACUGUCUGCUCAAAUGUCACAAACAUUGCCAUAUACGUGCCGAAGUCAACUGUCCGUCCUCGAAUAUACACACCAUUGAAUUGUGUUCAGAUCUUCAGAGUCCUUUCUCAGUUCGCAAGAUGUUGAAGAAAAGAUAGAAGAGUCCGAUGUCCGAUGUCUUCUCCUUUCUGAGAGUCUCUUCGAUUCGAACGUGAUAAGCUGUCUGUGUUGCCUCCUUCAUGCAAACUGCACGCAAAUACGAAAUAUUUGAUUUGAAUGACUGAUAAAACUCAAAUAUUCAAAUCGAACUACAAAUCUUCAUAAAUGUUUACAACUUUGUAAGAUCAAAUUGGAAAAUUGUUCGAAAAUUUAAUAUUUAACUUCACUGUGUAAGAAGUUAGGACAGCUUAGCUUUCUCUUUCUAUCAAGUAAGUUUUUUAUAAGUACCUACGUCGUAGAUUAGCUACAUUACAAUGAAGUGCUGAACUUUCUGGAUUGUUUUCUUCAAUAAAAUAUCAAACUCGCUGAAUCAAUGUGCUGGUCAAGAACCAAAUUCAAACUGUGAUAAUAAUUACUCGAGUGAUUGAAUAUAUAAGAUGUAUAUAAGGAAUAAUAUCACUAGCAGCCACAAAGCACCUUUUCUAAUGGCCUUAAAAAAUGGAAACUAACAUCACAUUAUAUGCAAUCAUUGCAUACAUUUUUAUGAAUGGACGUAAUUUUUCAAGUGUAUCGUAUCACGACGCGUCCAUCAUCUACGCAAGAUACUUUCAAUUACCGUACAGUAAUCAAUUCGUAAGAUCAUUUUUGAUUAGAAUGUUAAUGAAUAUGACAAUAGUUAUAGAAUGAUGCCUUAAUAAUUUGUAUCGCAUUAUUUAUUGAAUAAGAUAUCACGAAAUCGCAUAUUGAACAUGUAUUAUUAUACAUGUCAAACAGAAUAUUAUCUACGAAUGAUUUAGAAGUGUAUUCAGUUACAACAUGUAAUUAAAAAGUCAAACUAGGCUAAUAAAAAUUUAUAAUUUUAUGUUUUAAUUGAUGGAUUCAUUAUUUAUAUUAAAACUGAAGUUGAUCAGCUUUAUUAAUCUAAGUACAUAUUAUAAUGAACAACGUGAAACAUAAUAUAAAGAGGAGACACCUUUAUUAGUGCUUCUUUUUCAUAGUCAAUUUUCAUAAAUAUUUGUAAAAACAGUAAUUAAUAGAAAGACUUACAACAUAUUUAUUGAAAUUUCAUCAAGUUACCAAUAUAUUCAGGAUGAGCUGCUUCUACCAGAGUUGAAAUUACUAACUAAAUUGGCCUGGUAUAAUGUACGUAUAAGCAAAAUGUGCUUGAUCAAAGUUAAAAUACUGAAAUUAUAUUUGAAUCAGUCUAACCAUAGAAAUACAUUAUUAUUCCAAUUACCUUGAAUUAUACUCCAAAAGUUGUUUAAACUUAUUCGAUAAUAUAAUAAACAAUCAUAGUGUAUUUUCACUCUCCAAAUAUUAAUAAAUUAUGCCUCAAAUAAUACAAUAUUAGUGUUUAAGUGUAAACAACCAUCUCCUGUUAUCAAAAUAUUAUAAUAGUAAAAUUUAUAAUAACUUGUUGCUAUAUUAUAUAAUUUAUUUGAUAGUAAUUUAUUGAAAUUGCAAACGAAUAAUCAUAGUAAUAAUAUUUUGCAACAGAUUUUUUAGUUACCAUAAUAUUUAAGGAUAGUAAUCUAAACUGCUCUCUAUAUAAUUUUGUGUUUUUUAAGAAUGAAGUUUUGAAAAUUUACUCAUUGGUAUGGUCGCAUACCCCGACAAUGAUUCAAAUUAUCUAUAUGGAAUAGAAAAUAUUGCAUAAAUAUGAGGACUGUCUUAUCGUAGCCAUAUUCUUAUAUUUCAUAGUAAAAAAAUCUAAUUCAUGGCUGCCAAAUAAUUUGACUGAAAAAUUCUGAUCACAAUUUUGUAAUCAGGUGCUCUCGCUUUGACUGUAUAAUUUUUUAUGUAUUUGAAAAGUUUUCUAUAGACAGAAUUUGACAUUUAUGAUGGAGUUUUGAAAAGCACAAGAAUAAUCAAAUCUUUCAAUACUGUAUGUAAUAAUGUAAUAAACUGUUGAUGUUUUCUAAAAUCUUGAAAAAGUGAGUCAAUAAAUUUAUAAAAAAUUA